Pogona vitticeps (central bearded dragon) is the source of this 3680-nucleotide messenger RNA. RefSeq names its product cytochrome P450 2F3. The record is from RefSeq and is a predicted model, not a curated record. NCBI's taxonomy places the organism in Eukaryota, Metazoa, Chordata, Lepidosauria, Squamata, Agamidae. Gene Ontology annotation, cellular component: intracellular membrane-bounded organelle; cytoplasm. Gene Ontology annotation, molecular function: arachidonate epoxygenase activity; iron ion binding; oxygen binding. Gene Ontology annotation, biological process: xenobiotic metabolic process; epoxygenase P450 pathway.
UUAGCAUGCUAAAGGGGAAGCUCCCAGAAACCCCACCUGGAAUGUGGAUGAACUGCCCAUCUACCCCCUCCCUCCAAUAAAGUGGUCUGAGCUCUCUCGCCCUCCCCAGAAGCUUCAAGGGAUCUCUGGUGGAGGAGGCUGGCCAAGAGCGCGCCCGAUGGAGCUGGUUUCCCUCUCCUUUGGGCUACUCCUCGGAGUCUGCUGUGCCCUCCUGGCCUUGGCAUGGAGGGGCAAAGGGGGCCAAGGACCUCUGCCCCCCGGGCCCACCCCACUCCCCAUCCUGGGGAACUAUUUCCAGCUGGACAGAAAGGAUAUGAUGAAGUCCCUGACAAAGCUGAGUGAGGUGUAUGGCCCCGUGUUCACCGUGUACCUGGGACUGCAGCGGAUCGUGGUCCUGUGUGGCUACGAGGUGAUGAAAGAGGCCCUGGUGGACCAUGCUGAAGAGUUCAGUGGCCGCGGGCAGCUGCCAGCUUUCUCGAAGGAUUUCAAUGAGCACGGGAUCGUGUUUGCCAACGGGCACCGAUGGAAACAGCUUCGCCGGUUCAGUCUCAGCACCUUGAGAAACUUUGGCAUGGGCAAACGAUCCAUCGAGGAGCGCAUCCAGGAGGAGGCCCAGUGCCUGGCAGAGGAGCUACAUAAAACAAACAGCAUGCCCUUCGAUCCCGUCUUCAUCCUCAGUCGUGCGGUCUCCAACGUCAUCUGCUCUCUCACGUUUGGGCAUCGGUUUGAGUAUGAUGAUGAGAGAUUCCUGAAGCUGAAUAAGCUGAUAACCAAGCGGUUCCAGGUUGCCAGUUCACCCCAGUCUGCGCUGUAUAACAUGUUCCCUGGGGUCAUGGAAAAGAUCCCUGGAGCACACCACAUGAGCAGUGAAUGUUCCCAGAAGAUUAUUGACUUCAUUGUGGAGCAGAUCAAGAUGCGCCAGGAGGCCUUGGACCCUUCGUCCCCCCAGAACUACAUCGAUUGCUUCCUCGUUAAGAUGGAGCAGGAAAAGAACAAUCCAGAUACUGAGUUUUACAUGGAGAAUCUGGUCAUGUCCACCUUCAACCUCUUCUUCGCUGGGACAGAGACCAUCAGCACCACCUUGAGAUAUGGUUUCCUCUUGAUGCUGAAGCAUCCAGAGGUACAAGUAAAAGUCCAGGAGGAAAUCGAUCGCGUCAUCGGAGAAGAGCGGAUCCCAGCCGUUGAGGACAGGAACAAAAUGCCAUACACGGAGGCCGUCCUGCACGAGAUCCAGAGGUUCGGUGACGUUCUCCCCAUGAGCUUACCCCAUGCUGUGACACAAGACACCCACUUCAGGGGGUACGUCAUCCCCAAGGGGACCUACGUCUACACUUUGCUCACCACGGUGCACCGUGACCCAAAACAUCAUCCCAAUCUGGAGGAGUUUGACCCUGGGAGGUUCCUGGACAGCAAUGGUUGCUCAAAGAAAGUGGAUGCUUUUAUGCCUUUCUCAGCAGGCAAGCGGGUGUGCUUGGGCGAAGGGCUGGCGCGCAUGGAACUGUUCCUCUUCUUCACCACCAUCCUGCAGAGAUUCACUCUCGUGUCUCCGGUGCCUCCCAGCGAGCUCAGCCUCGCGCCUUCCGUGAGUGGCCUCAGCAGGGUUCCUAGAAAAUAUGAGCUGUCCAUGGUCCCACGGCGAUCCUGUUUUGUGUCACUCUACGUGCCAGCCUCCAUGGGGGUUGCCUCCUGUGGGCUCGUCAGUGCAGGCAACCUCACCCCAGAUCCUGAAAGCAAAAGCAGAGAGAGUGGGUGUGGACACCCAGCCCUAUAUAGCUGCCUGGGGGGAGAGAGAAAGAGAGAGAGAGAAAGAGAGAGAGAGAGAGAGAGAGAGGACCCCACUGGCCUCCACAGUCCUGUUGCCACCAUGGACCUCAGUGGGGCCACACUUCUGGCCUUGAUCUUCCUGGCCUGCUUGAUUUUGUACCUGAAUGGGAAGGGCCGAAGGCAUAAGGGUCGGCUGCCCCCUGGCCCAACCCCGCUCCCUCUCCUUGGCAAUCUCCUUCAGCUGGACCCCAAGGAAAUGCACCGGUCCCUGGAAAAGCUCAGCAAGCAGUACGGGCCGGUCUACACCAUCCACUUGGGCUCACUGCCCUGUGUGGUCCUCUGUGGGUAUCAGGCCGUGAAGGAGGCCUUGGUGGACCAGGCAGAUGACUUCAGUGACCGGGGGGAAUUCCCGGUGUUUUAUCGCUUCACUCAGGGUAACGGCAUCGCCUUCUCCAAUGGGGAAAAGUGGAAGAUCCUGCGUCGCUUCGCGCUGCAGACGUUGAAGAAUUUUGGGAUGGGGAAAAGUGGCAUCGAGGCCCGGAUCCAAGAGGAGGCCCAAUGCCUUGUCAAGGAGUUCCAGAACACUGGUGGCGCGCCCUUCAACCCCCUCGACCUCGUCUGCCGUGCCGUCUCCAACGUCAUCUGUGCUGUGGUUUUUGGCCGCCGCUUCGACUAUGAAGACAACGACUUCCUCACCCUCCUGAACCACCUCAACGAGAACUUCAAGAUCAUGAGCUCCAAGUGGGGCGAGCUCUACAACAUUUUUCCUCGGCUCAUGGACUUUCUCCCUGGACCCCAUCACCGAAUCUUCCGAAACUUUGAGGAUCUCCGGAAGUUCAUCGCCGAGCGCAUCCGCUCGCACCAAAAGGAUCUGGACCCUGCUGCCCCCCGGGACUUCAUCGACUGCUUUCUUAUCCGCAUGGAGCAGGAGAAGCAGGACCCACUGAGCUACUUCCACAUGGACACGCUGAUCAUGACCACCCACAACCUGUUUUUUGGGGGCACCGAGACGACCAGCACGACCCUGCGCUACAGCUUCCUCAUCCUCAUGAAAUAUCCUGAGGUAGCAGCCAAAGUCCACGAAGAGAUUGACCGGGUGAUCGGGCCCAAUCGCGCCCCAUGCUUAGCCGACCGCAAGAACAUGCCUUACACGGAUGCCGUCCUCUAUGAGAUCCAGCGCUUCAUCUCCAUGCUGCCCAUGGGGCUCCCUCGUGCAGUGACCCGGGACACCCCCUUCCGAGACUUCCUGCUUCCCAAGGGCACCAACGUGAUCCCUCUGCUGAGUUCAGUGCACUAUGACCCGACCCAGUUUAAGGACCCAACUUCCUUCAACCCCGACAACUUUCUGGAUGAAAAUCGCUCUUUCAAGAGCAGUGAUGCAUUCAUGCCUUUUGCCCCAGGGAAGCGGAUCUGUCUUGGAGCCGGGCUGGCCCGCAUGGAAAUCUUCCUCUUCCUCACCACCCUCCUCCAGCACUUCUCCCUCCAGCCUCUGGUCACCCCGGCAGAGAUUGACCUGACCCCUCAGUGCACAGGCCUGGGAAAUCUGCCCCGUCCCUUUCAGUUCCGGGUCCUCGCUCGCUAGUGCUGGAAGGGAGGCAGGAACCUUCACUGCCUGGCCCCUCGGGGCCUCCAGGAGAGGUGCCUGGACCCAGACAGGAGACCCUGCAGCUUCCUUGGUGGCCUUGCAACCCCUCGGAGACCCCACAGCAGCUUGUGUCAUGUGCUUUCAACUGCAUCACCGUCCUGCACCAAGAAUUUCCAAACACUGCACCCUGUACACAAGUCUCUGUGGCUUCCUCCUCUUUUUUUGCACUUUGUUAUAGGCAUCUUGUCCGGGCCACUCCAAGGGGUAAGAAACCACAAAGCCCACCAGUUUGUUUACCCUCCAUCUCCCCAGAUUUCCAGGCAACUGCAAA